Ruditapes philippinarum (Manila clam) is the source of this 8845-nucleotide messenger RNA. RefSeq names its product serine/threonine-protein kinase LMTK1-like. The transcript is spliced from 12 exons. Gene Ontology annotation, biological process: protein phosphorylation. Bases 206 to 2980 code for a protein of 924 amino acids. The record is from RefSeq and is a predicted model, not a curated record. Lineage: Eukaryota; Metazoa; Mollusca; Bivalvia; Venerida; Veneridae. Gene Ontology annotation, molecular function: ATP binding; protein kinase activity.
UCUUUCCAGGAAGUGGAAAUUUGCCAAUUAUCAACUCAGAGAAAACGUUAGUUUUUGAUGCUUUAAUACAAGCAGGUUCUUUAAAGUGGUGUGAUAUCAUUAAUAAGAUUAUAUUAGUACAGUUGUAACAGGCAAUUCAUUGAAUUAAGGCAAAUUGAUAACCGGAGAUCAUGCUGAGGAUAAUGAGUUGACACAAGAUUUCAGGAUGGUAUUUUUGGCUGUAGUGCUUGGUGCAGCAGUGCUUUGCUGCAGUGUUUUACUUGUGUUUGGGUGUGUUUGUCACCUUUUCAAGCGUCAUGGGUUUACAAACUUUGAAGAUGAAGAAAGUGUGCGAGAUGUUUCCAUGUAUCCAACUAAUGAAAGUGUUCAUGAUAGUUCAAAUGUAACCUUUGAACCAUUACCUGAUAUAUUGGCAAAAACAUUAAGCAGUCGAGCUCUGCGGCCCAGAAUUACCUGCACAGACAAAGAGAAACAAUCAGCUGCUGCCAAGCUAGUCACAAUUUAUAAAACAUUUCCAAGGAAUCAACUUUUGUAUAUUAAGGAGAUUGGACUUGGAUGGUUUGGACAGGUUCUUCAAGGAAGUGCAGAGAAUAUUUUACCAGACAGUCGACACAUCAAGGUUGUUGUUAAAAUUCUGAAAGAUGAUGCCACAGCCAAUGAAAAGGCUCUAUUUCUGGAAGAAGUUGCGCCUUACAGGGAUUUGGACCACCCAAACAUCAUAAAACUUUUGGGACAAUGUACAGAGACCACACCAUUCUUAACAAUAGCAGAAUAUCCUCCAAUGGGAGAUCUUAAAUCAUACUUAUUGACCAACAAGACAGGACCAUUUAUACAGUUAGCUAUAGAUGCUGCCAAAGCACUGUCCUAUAUGCACAAACAUUCCUAUAUACACCAUGAUUUUGCUGCUAGAAACUGUCUGUUGAUGUCAGAUUUAACGCUCAAAGUUGGUGAUUAUGGCAUUGGAGAGGACUUGUACAGGGAAGAUUAUUAUGACACUGGGAGAGAUUUGUUGCCAAUACGCUGGAUGUCUCCAGAGUCUCUCGAAGUUAAACAAGGUGUAUGGCAGCUCAAAGAGUUCACUAUACAAUCUAAUGUCUGGUCAUUGAGUGUUUUGUUAUGGGAGAUUGUAUGUGGAGGUAGAAGACCUUACAUAAAUCUUCGUGAUGAAGAUGUUUUACAGAAGGUUAUACGUGAUGGAACAGCCAAGUUACCAUGUCCCAGUGCUGAUGUACCACUUCAUGACAGAUGGUUUGAGAUAAUGGAAAUGUGUUGGCAGGAAAUUGAUGAUAGACCCACAACAGAUGACAUUUUAGCAUUCCUGCAGCAAAUUGAGGAGGAAUUGACAUCAGAGUCACAUGACCAAACAGCUGUUACAUCUAGUGAACCUUUAACCCAGACUGGUCCUCAGUCACCAACAUCAUUUGAUUCCAAGUUUGUCAUGUCUAAAAAUGUUAACCAGUCUAAUCAGCAUGUGGCAGAAGUUUUAGUUCACAGAGUUGAUGAUAGUGGACAAAGACUUGGUUUUGAUGACGAUUUUUCAAAAUCUGUUAAAAUCCAGAAAAACAAAAAUGGUGGAUUUGAAGACGAUUUUAUCCAUGUUGAAGAAAAUGCCAAUGACACUUCUUACCUCUCACAAAAUGAUUCCAUAUUAGCAUACGGGGGUAAUAAUUCUGAAAUAGACAAAGACAUUUUUUCACCUGAUCAAAAUUUGAACCUACAACACCCACCAGUUCCUGUUGGUAUGAGUACACCAAGUAAAUAUUUAACAAAUGGAAAGACGAAUCUAUCGGAGGGCUAUAAUACUGCAAUGAGCAACACUACAGCGCUCAAUUCUAAAUAUGUUACUGCCCAAGAUGGCAAUUUGCAUGUAUCUGCUUUUAAUCCAGACUUAGUUAGAUCUAACAGUCAAAGCAUUUCACCUUUCAAUCCAGACUUUAUCAGAUCUGAUAAUAGAAGUAAACAAUCUUCCAAACAAAUCUUUGCGGAGAAAUCGGAUCAUCAAUCUAGUGAUGAUGGAUAUAGAACAGGAAUGAGCAACUCAGCUCCUGAUAUAGUGUUAAAUAAUCAUAGUGAUACCGGUUUGUCGAAACAAAAAGACGAUAUAUCUAAUGAUAAUGAUUUAAAUGAAGAUUUGGAUGAGGUACAACCAUAUACUCGUCUAAGUCCAAAAUUUUCAGAUUUAGAGACUGAGAAAGCUAAAGAAAUUUAUAUGUCGAAAGGUGCUGGUCUGCCAACCUCUAUAGUUCACAAGUCAAGAUCUCUCGGAACCAUUCCAGAAGAUGGAAUUCCUUCAGAUAAUACCUCUCAAAGUGGCGUAGUGUUUGAUGAUCCAGAAUCUGACAUUGGCAUGAACUUUGAGUGGGAUGAUUAUGAAGGUGAACAAUUGGUUGGUCAUGUUCGUCAUAUGUCAGAUGAGUCUGUUAGUAGUACACGAUCCCCUCGUCAUGUUGAGGUGGAAGAAUGGCCAUUUGACCAGGACUCGAGCAGUGAAAGUCAUUCUAAGCCAGGAAGUAUAGCCAGUGAAAGUGAUGCUGAGGUAACACGAUUGUCCAUGGAAUCCAACACCAGCAUAGAUACACGUGCUCGAAUAGCUAGCAUACUUACUAACCGCUUAAAUUCUCUUAUUAAACAAACUAAUUCACCUCAUUCUGGUCAGGGCAUGUUUUACUCAUUUUCUAAUUAUGAUAAUGAUCUUGAUUCCCCAGAGCAUGCAUUUACUGAUACAGAUCAUCCUUUAGGUAAAGCAUCUGUUUAUCCAGAUGAAGAAGCUGUUCUGAGCAUGCCCAGUGGAAAUCAGUCAAGGGAGGCAAUUGAACUGUCAGAUGAAAGUCUUUCACAGGGGCAGGAAGGGCAGUUGAUAAAGGAUGAUUUAGAUAAAAUAGCAACAUCAGUUCUCGGAAAAGAAGAAUUACCAGAAGUGUUUGUUAGUGAACCCAGUGAUCAAAUGUUACCUUCUACAAUAACAGAUGUUGUGGCAUAAAUCUUCCAAAUAUGUGUGUUUAUAUGAUUCCAGUUUUAAGAAGCCAUAUUUGACAUUAUUCAUUUCCCUAAUUACAGUAAUCUCCAUCAAGAUCUUGUUUAAUUAUUAGUUGUAAUUUUUGCUCACCAUAGUCGUAAAGGAGAGAUGGAAAUCUGAGAGGGAGUACAGUUAAUGAUUGAAUGUAUGAAUUUUUAUGAAUGAUUGAAUUUAUGGUACAUGCACUUCAUUAAAUAACUGUUAUGCUUACAAGUGUAUGUGGGCAUAAGAAAUUAGUAAAUCGAUAUUACAGGAAUGAUAUUAAGCGUGACUAUAUAUCCAUGAUGUCACAAGUAUAAAAGCUGCAGUAUUUUGCUGUUGAAUGUCUACUUGUUCCAGCAUGUACAUCUACACAUUUUCCUACAAAAAUAGGAGCAUAAAUCUACAUUUUAUUGUUAGGUACAAUAAGGGCCUCGAUUUUCAUCUUGCCUCAAAAUAACAGAAACAUUUCCAGGAGUGACAAUUCAUUUAACUUAAUUGCCUUAAGAUGGAGAUAAAUAGGGCUAAUGUACAAAUUUCGGUCUUAAAUUGCUUUUGCUUGAAAAAAAAAUAAUUGUGGAACAAACAUAAUAUUAUUUUUGAUACUUCCAUAUCUAGAUAGGGAUUAGGUUAUACAGUAUAUUAACUUUAUUAGAGUAUCCAUUAUGACACUAAUAUAUCAUCUUACUAACUGUUAUUUUGUCAGCAUCUAUUGUGAAGAUAGUUAUUUAAUAUAUUUUGAGGAAGAGAAAUGGUUGAAAACAAUUUUAGAAUUAAAACAUAUAUACAAUGUAAUGUUAUUACACAUGCAGGGUUUGAUAUAUAUGUUAAUUUACCUGUAACCACAAUACAACAGGUACAGAGGUGGUUGUGUAACUGGAUUAUUGUAUUGGUGCCUACUACAUCCAGUCAGCUGUUUGGUGCAUGAAACAAUGUGUAUUACAGGGACUUGUCAUUAAAUAUGCCAUUUACAUAUAGGAAAACAUCUGUCAAUUCAUGAUGAAUUCAAUUCCUUAUUCUAAGCAUUAUAACUUAAAUAUUAUUUCAUAGAUCAUCUCAACACAAAUAUUUACUAAUGCAAAUUUAUGAAAGUUUGUAGCAACAGCAGGUUCUAGUAUUUCGGAUAUUUUUUAUUGCUAGAAAAUGUGUGUUUGGACAAACACUUCAUUCAGACUUUAAGUAUUUCUUGUUGCUGAAACAUAUUGGCAAAGAGUUCAUUCUUGUUGGAAUUGAAAAAAAUCAUUGUACAUGUACUUAUUUAAAUUGCUGUUAGAAAAGAAAAUAAACUUUUAAGUUUUAACAAACAAAAAUGUAUUGUAGUUUUUGUAGGGUUAUAUAUUACAUAGGAUAUGGCAUAGUCUCUGUAGUACCUUUGAUUUAACAAAUAAUUAUUCAAUGAGAAUUACUAUUGUGAUAAAGAACAUGUUAUUUUACAUUUGCAUUUUAUAAAUAUUUUGUAAUCUAUAAUCCAUAUUUUUUGCUGUAAUUUAAUAGUUCUGUUCCUCUCUUACUUUGAUCAAACUUUUUUUACAUAUUGAUAAAUAGUGAAAGAUUUGUAGAGGUAAAAGGUUAUUAGUUUAGGGAAAGAUAUUAUUUGAUUGGAAAAAUGAAAAAGAAAACACCUAUUUUUUUCUUCACAGUAGGCCUAGUGUGUAGAUUUAAGGUAUUUAGAUUAAAAUAAGAUUUAAGAAUCAGGAUGAAUAAUUUAUUCACUUGAUAGAUUUAGACAAAUCAUAAAUUUAACUUUCAUCCUUGUUUAGCAUUUCGAAUAUCUUAAUAUUUACCUGUACUUCAUCAGAGACUCAUAUAAGGACUUAACAUGUGCAAACUACACUGUUAUUUUGAUAGCUUGUAAAAUAAAGCUUCAUAUUUAGUGUAAAUUUUUUAAUGAAUUGUAAUUGGAAAAAUUGAAAUAACUAUUUGAUAAGGAAGCAAAAUAUUUACUUAAAGAGAAAAGCUUUGGAGUUAAUAAAUGCAAGCACAUAUGAAAUGUUUUAUAUGUAAUAAGCUAAGCUUCUUAAACCUUUUUUUGUUGUUGAUGAUUUCAGUGUUAAACAUAAGCUGCAAUAUUGUUAUCUACAGACUAUGUGAGCACAUAUUGCCUUAUUGUCUGCUUUCAUGAUCGUUGAAUGUCUGUUGUGUGGCCAACAUGUCUGUCCUUUAUAUCUCUUAACCCAUAUCACACUAAUAUUAUAUUCACUCUUAUUAAUAAAUUACAAAUUUUAAGGUUUUGAGGUGGGAACAACACCAGGUCAUAUUUAUUUGAACUACCAGUUUUGGAUAAGAUUCAUCAGAUUAUGGUUUUUAACUUUUAUUUAUAAAUUGUAUCCAGAAUAUCAAGUAUGUAAGAACAUGAAUUAUAUUGGACAGAUUUAUUAAUUAGUAAAUCUCUACAUAUCAAAAAGUUCCUUAAAAGAAUAUUAACAGUUCAUAAUAAGUAAAAGGACUCUUGGUGGGCAAUAUAGAGCCUUUAUGCUCUUAUCAGUUUUGUAUUGUUAAAAAGUGUAUGUAAGUAAUUUUUGCUUCCUGUAUAUGUUGCGCAAUAAAUGAUCAAUUUAUUUUUGUUAGUAAAAGUUGAAAAAAAAAUGUUCAGUUGUAGUUUGGAUGUAAAUAUAUAAUGAAUAAAAUAUAAGUUUAGAUAUUUAUAUAAUUAUAAUAUAUAAAUGGUAUAUUUAACAUAAUUCUAGUCACAAGUUUACUUACAGGUUAAAGGUUGUUAAAUGUCAGGCAAGAAGAUAUUAUUUCAAAAUUCUUUUUUGUGAUUUUGUUGAUAUUUCGGUUGGUGUAUGUUAAGUACCUAAUUUUAAAGGAGAAAGUUCGGGUGAACACUAUUUAAAUAUGCUAAAAAGAUUUGUCUUCAAGAAAUACAGAUUAAUUUUCGAAGGAGUAUGUGUGGACUAUAGGUCUCUUUGUGAAAUAUGGGAAUUGUUCAUAUUUGACAGACUAUAUUUAUCCUCAAAACUUUGUCCUCAAAACUACACUUUUGGUCAGUUAAGGUAAAUUUCGAUUUUUUCAGAGGUCAUUUUCAGCAUCUCUAAAAAAGUUUUUCUUUCAUAUCUUUUUGAAAGUGGUUUCCAUAAUUAUUUAUGUCAAUAGAAAUUUAUGUCCAGUUUAAGGUUUUAUAAUAUUAUACUAGUGAUGUCAUUUAAGAAAAGGGGAAAAUAUGAAAUAUUGCUGUCCUUGCCUGAACAAUUUUGUUUUUGGAAUUAUUACUUUUAAUUAUUUUGUAUGGCAUAAAUUGUAUAGGAUCUAUGUUAUACUGCCCUAAUUUUCAAAGGCAAAAAGGUAAAAAUUUAGUUUUUAAAAAAAAGUAUAUUUUGUAUAUAUUGUACUCAUUUGUUUAAUUUGUAAAGGAAAAAAAACAGAUUUUUUUGUUAGGAGUAGGAUUUUUUAUAGAUGCACAUUCCUUUGAGAAGUAUAGGAGAUACUCAUUUGAUUCUGUAAAACUGUAUCAUUAUCAGGAGAAAUACAAGGCAAUAGUUUUAUAGGAAAAUAUUAAUAUAAACUUAAUAUCAUAUCAAUGUUUCAUUGUUUUGAUGUUUGUUUCCCUUUCAAUUGAAUAGCUUUGUUUUUCUAAUGAAUAUUUAGGUCAAAUUUUUAUUAUCAGACAUGUAAAAUAAGUAAAAUUACUUAUAUUUAUUUAUUUUUCCAAAACUAAAUCAUAGUUAAUCAAUGCUCAUUUUGUGAAAUUACCAGCAAUGUCAUUAAUGAUGGUUAUACAUUGUUUACUGUUAUUUCAUUAAACAAUAUGAUUUUAUGUUACCCAGGCCUAUUUGUGUGUUUCUAUGUUUUGUUAGUUUAUUUUUCUGAUAUUUUUCACCUAUGAUGUUCAUAUACAUUUUAUACAUUUGAUAAGCUAACAGGUUUAGUUUAAUAGAAUAUAGGGCUUUAGAAUUAGAUAAAUGUUUUAAUAUUGAAAUCCAAACAAAAAACUUAUCCCCAAAUCAGAGAUUAAGUUAUCAUAUCAUUUUUAGCUUGACUGUUUCGAAGAAAUAGUUGAGCUAUUAUGAUUGCUGGUCGUCCUUGCUGUCAUCUUGCAUAAACUUAAGUGUUUUUCAAACAUUUUGAAAGUUUUAAACAUGAAACUCUGUAUGACAAGGUUCUGAAAUCCAUAUUUUUGAAGUUAUGUCCGUUUAAAGUUAUAUUAUUUUUAAAAAUAGGUUAUUGAUAGUGGUUGCCCUACACAGAUGAGUGUUAACACAGCAUACAGUGCUCUUGUUUUUUACGAAGCUUUAAUCAGGUAACAUGCAGAGACAGGCAGGUUGCUAGGUUACAUCAUUUUGCUACUUGUAGCCAUGAUAAACAUUUUACCCAUGAUGCUCUUAUUUACUUAUUGAUGAAAAUAUGACAAUUGAUUUAUCUCUUAAAUCUAAAUAGAAGGAAAAAUUUUGGAGUUUCUUUGUUUUUUAGUUAAAUAGUCAAAAAGUGAUGUUAUUUCUUUAAGUGUUUACUAAAAGUAUUGAGAUCUUUCAGAUUGAUGUGCAAUAAAGUGACUGACCAGAUGUAGAAAUUGUAAUUUAGAAAGGAACAAACUGUAACAGGUUUUGAUUUCAAUCAGAAAAAGCACAGAUACUUUAUCAUAUCUUAAGGUUUUUUUUAUUGUUGUAAUGUUCUUAUUAUGUAUAAGCAGAUAAUGGAUUAUGUUUUUGAUAGCUUGAAGUAUGUUUUCUUUAUUAUUAUAUAAGUGUAGGAAGUAUCCAUGUGUUGAAACUGAGGUAUACAAAAGGUAUAGUGUGACACCAACACAUCCCAAUUAAUAUACUGUUACAGUCAUACUGAAUACAUUGUCAUGCACCUGUCCUUUGAAUAUGGAAUUGUCCAUUGAGAUAUUUCAAUGUAAAAUUUUGAAAUUGAGUAGCUAUUAGCAUAAAACCAGGGAAAUGAAAAUCUGACUUGGGGUUAUACUUGGGUUUUGGCAAGUUAUUGUUAAUGCCUAGUUAAAUUGACUACCGGUACUUGUUUUCACCAGAUGGUUACUAGUCUUGUAUGUUAUCUCUGUUAACUGUUAUAUUAUCAGUUGUUGUUUUACUUGAACAUGAUUGCUAGGCUAAUGUCUAUUUACUAGGUUCAGUUCUAGUGGCUAGGCUGAGUUCUAGUUACUUGGUUGAGUUCUAGUAGCAGCUAGCUAGGCUUAGUUAUAGUGACAAGUCUUUUUAGUUGCUAGGCUGAGUUCUAGUAGCAAGGCUGUGCUCUAGUUGCUAGGCUGAGCUCUAGUUGCUAGGAUGAGUUCUAGUUGCUAGGCUGAGCUCUAGUUGCUAGGAUGAGUUCUAGUAGCUAGGCUGAGCUCUAGUUGCUAGGCUGAGCUCUAGUUGCUAGGAUGAGUUCUAGUUGCUAGGCUGAGCUCUAGUUGCUAGGAUGAGCUCUAGUAGCUAGUUCAGGAUGAUAUAUCUUCAUAAUAUCUUCAUAAUAUCUUCAAAUAUUUAGUAAAUGUAACAUGUAAAUUGAUCCAGUUAAAAACUGACACAAAAAAGCUUAAGUAUGUCUCUGAGUAUGGUAUUAUAAGAAAAAACAAUUAAAAGCUAGCAUUACUGUUUUGGUUUAAUCUAUUUUGAUGUCUAGCAUAACUCCAUUUUCCUUUAGUUGGUUUUAUCUAGUACAGCAUGGCCUACAAAAAAAAAUUAUGUAGAUUAUUUUUUUUUGUUUUUUUUGUAAAAUUUAAAAUGUCUACAAAUGGUUAAAUAAAGUAGUCAUAUCAAAUAAUUGCUAGCUCUCUUUUGUCUCAGUUAUCGUUUCAACACUCUUCAUGUUGUAUAUUGUUCAUAUUUGGGAAAAUGUUGCCAAAGUUAUAUCAUCAUUAUAUCAAUGAGUAUUAUAUUAUAAAUUUACAGAAAAAAAAAGAAACUUGUAAAA